ACGUUGGAGUCUAGCUGGGAGCCACCCAUCUUUAGCAAGGGAGGAUUGUCAGUCUAGUGGGGUGUGCAGUGGUGAGCACCCCAGCUUCUGCCAGCCAUCCCCCCACCCCCACCCCCAGCAGCAGCAGCAGCACCACAUACACAAAAAAAUUGGAUACAUUUUGAAUAAAGCGAUUCGGUUCCUUAUCCGGGGACUGGGUUGCUCGGUGUGAUUGGCCGGCGGAGUCACAUGGUGAAAGUAACUUUACAGGGUCGCUAGCUAGUAGGAGGGCUUUAUGGAGCAGAAAAACGACAAAGCGAGAAAAAUUAUUUUCCACUCCAGAAAUUAAUGAUCAUGAGCUCGUAUUUGAUGGACUCUAACUACAUCGAUCCGAAAUUUCCUCCAUGCGAAGAAUAUUCGCAAAAUAGCUACAUCCCUGAACACAGUCCGGAAUAUUACGGCCGGACCAGGGAAUCGGGAUUCCAGCAUCACCACCAGGAGCUGUACCCACCACCGCCUCCGCGCCCUAGCUACCCUGAGCGUCAGUAUAGCUGCACCAGUCUCCAGGGGCCCGGCAAUUCGCGAGCCCACGGGCCGGCCCAGGCGGGCCACCACCACCCUGAGAAAUCGCAGCCGCUCUGCGAGCCGGCGCCUCUCUCAGGCGCCUCUGCCUCCCCGUCCCCAGCCCCGCCAGCCUGCAGCCAGCCAGCCCCUGACCAUCCCUCCAGCGCCGCCAGCAAGCAACCCAUAGUCUACCCUUGGAUGAAAAAAAUUCACGUUAGCACGGUGAACCCCAAUUAUAACGGAGGGGAGCCCAAGCGCUCGAGGACAGCCUACACCCGGCAGCAGGUCCUGGAAUUAGAGAAAGAGUUUCAUUACAACCGCUACCUGACCCGAAGGAGAAGGAUCGAGAUCGCCCACUCGCUGUGCCUCUCUGAGAGGCAGAUCAAAAUCUGGUUCCAAAACCGUCGCAUGAAAUGGAAGAAGGACCACCGACUCCCCAACACCAAAGUGAGGUCAGCGCCCCCGGCCGGCGCUGCGCCCAGCACCCUUUCGGCAGCCACCCCAGGCACUUCUGAAGACCACUCCCAGAGCGCCACGCCGCCGGAGCAGCAACGGGCAGAGGACAUCACCAGGUUAUAAGACAUAACUUACACCCCUGCCCCCACCCUGUGCUCCGUGUCCCCUCACACACAAAUUGACUCUUAUUUAUAGAAUUUAAUAUAUAUAUAUAUAUAUAUAUAUUGGUUCUUUUUUCUCUCUUCCUCUUGCCUCCUCCCUUGUCAGUUCCAAACAGACAAAACAGAUAAACAAACAAGCCCCUUGCCCUUUCCCCUUGCUGUUAAGGACCCCUUUAAGCAUGUGGUGUUGUCUUAGCAUGGUACCUGCUGGGUUUUUGUUGUUGUUGUUGGUUUGUUUUGGGUUUUUUUGGUCUUGUUUUGUUUUGCUUUGCUUUGCUUUAAAGGCCAUUGGGGGGUAUUUAUUUUUUAAGAAAAAAAAGCUGCAAAAAUUAUAUAUUGCAAGGUGUGAUGGUCUGGUUGGGUGAAUUUCAGGGGAAAUGAGGAAAAGAAAAAGGAAAGGGAGAUUUGUAAGUGGAUUCUCAUCCUCUCUCCUCCUCCUCCCCCCCUUUCCUUAGGCCUUCUGCAUUGAAAAUGCACCAGGGGAGGUUAGUGAGGGGGGAAGUCAUUUUAAGGAGAACAAAGCUAUGAAGUUCUUUUGUAUUCUUGUGGGGGGGGGUGGGAGGAGGGGGGAGGACAGCAAACAAAGCUAAAUGCAUCUGGAGAGCCUCUGGGAGCUGUUCAGUUUGAGGAGCCAAAAGAAAAUAAAAAUGAACUUUCAGUUCAGAGAGGCAGUCUAUAGGUAGAUGCUCCCCCUACCCUCAUCGUGGUUAUUGUGUUUUUGGACUGAAUUUACUUGAUUAUUGUAAAACUUGCAAUAAAGAAUUUUAGUGUUGAUGUGAAAUGCCCCGUGAUCAAUAAUAAACCAGUGGCUGUGAAUUAGUUUUA
This is a messenger RNA of Mus pahari (shrew mouse), 1985 nucleotides long. RefSeq names its product homeobox C4 (gene Hoxc4). Gene Ontology annotation, molecular function: DNA-binding transcription factor activity, RNA polymerase II-specific; RNA polymerase II cis-regulatory region sequence-specific DNA binding. The transcript has 2 exons. The record is from RefSeq and is a predicted model, not a curated record. Gene Ontology annotation, biological process: regulation of transcription by RNA polymerase II; embryonic skeletal system morphogenesis; anterior/posterior pattern specification. NCBI's taxonomy places the organism in Eukaryota, Metazoa, Chordata, Mammalia, Rodentia, Muridae. The coding region runs from base 328 to 1122 and encodes 264 amino acids. Gene Ontology annotation, cellular component: nucleus.